AUGGGGACUGGAAGCAGGGGGGGGGGGGGACGCCAAGGCUCGCUGGAGGGCCACUUAAAAGCUACAGAUUCCGCGAACUCCAUCCGACACAACUUAUCCCUGCACAGUCGUUUCAUCCGGGUCCAAAACGAAGGCACGGGGAAGAGCUCUUGGUGGAUGCUGAACCCAGAAGGAGGAAAGAUGGGGAAAGGUCCAAGAAGACGAGCCGCAUCUACGGACAAUAGCCCCCGCUACCUGAAAACAAAAGGUCGAAUCAGCCGGAAAAGAGCUGGCGCCUUGGGUCUGGGCAGGGUUCCAGUUCAUGGAGGAGGUGGACCUGCCAUGCAAGGGUCUCCGGAGCAUGGAAGCCCAGCUGGGAAAGGCGGAGUGGGGAUGAUCGGCGAGGAGUACGAUACCUGGACAGACAUUCAUUCCCGAACUUCCUCGUCUGCUUCCACUCUUAGCAGCUGCUUGUCCCCGAUUUUGGCCGAGGCAGAGGCCGACGAACCGGAGGAAGGCGGGCUGUCCUGUUCCGCAUCUCCAAGGUUGUACCCGAGCCCGACGAGCACGCGGUCCCCAGCUUUAGGCACCGGUGGUCAUUGCCCCAGCGUAGAACUCCCACAGCUGACAGACCUGACCGGGGCUAUCAGCUUGGAUGAAAGCAGCUACGCACAGUCGCAAAUGAAAUGCAACGGCUAUCCUUACGCACCUGGGCCCAAAACGGAAGGUUCCUACUGCGGGCCCAUGUACAAUCAGGGUUCCAUGGGGAUGCUACGGCUCCACGGCCCCAUGGAGACCAUCCAGGAGAACAAGCCAGUCAGUUUUCAGAGCCAGAUGAGGGGUUACUCGGAAAACAACGCGCUGCAGAGUCUUCUCACGAGCUCGCCGUAUUGCAAGGACGGUCUUCUAACAAACGGGGUUCACAGGCCACACAAUCAGAGUCGAAGUCACAAUCAAGAGGGAAACAGCGGUCUGCACAACGGCCACGACCAGAGCCACAAUCAGGGUCACAAGGCCAGCCUCGAGUACAACCACAAGCCACACCCUACCCACGAUUAUGUCCCCAGUCAUGAGCACGGUAAAGUCAUUUCAAACCACGACCACAACUCCCGGUCCAUGCACAAUCACGCGCCGCACAACCCUCUCAACGGACCGCCUCAUCCGCAGGCUCUCUCUCCGCGGGUCAGCUCUGACAUCUUGCAGCCGUACAUCCUGAAGGCCGCCAACCACUAUGCGCCAAGGCCCCACCACGCCACUUCGCCUCCCAAUCCGGCCGGAGUUCUGGACGUUCCACAGGACCCUUGUCGACUGGCAUCUGCCCCUCACCCAACACGCCACCAGACAUACCAUCAGGGACCGACCGACUCUUGGCAAAGUUACUACCACAACGGCCAUCAGCCAGGAAACAAUGGUUACCACGGGCAUGCGCACAAUCCCCACAGCCGAAUGGCGUCCAACCUGGAAAUGGAGAAUGCUCCCAAUGGCCUGGACUGUGACGUGGACUCCAUUUUGCUCAGUGACUUUAUGGACGGUGAAAAUGUAGACUUUAACUUUGACGGAUCACUGUCCCAAGGCGUAGGCAUGGGGAUGGGCAUGAGUUUGGGAGCGUUCGCAUGCCCUCCGCCCAUGCACAGUAACCAGAGCUGGGUCCCUGGGUGA
Molecule: messenger RNA, 1638 nt
Organism: Knipowitschia caucasica
Lineage: Eukaryota; Metazoa; Chordata; Actinopteri; Gobiiformes; Gobiidae
Source: the annotation of a GenBank genome assembly